AUAAAUUGCACUGGGUAAUUGGGUGUAAAUACCAGUUUGCCCCUGUCCCUUAGAGGGCGCUGUGCCGCAUGUAGAUGAAGGCAGAGCAACUUAGAAGAAAACUUCAUGGCUGCAUCUUUCUUCUUUGCAGUAGUUGAUGAAGUUUCCACGAGGGAUAAAAAGCUAAAGAUUUAACAACAUUUUGACAUUUAACUAUUUAUUUUCGAAUUAAUCCUUUGUUUUAUUUAUUUAAGAAGAAGUUUUCGUUGAAUUACCACUCAAAUGUUUUAACCAUUUGAUCUCCGAUUGGUUUUUUUGUUGUGCAUCUUCUGCCACUAUUGAGAGAGAGAGAGAGAGAUACGGCGAGCCUGUGACCUUCCUAAGGGCUGUGACUGGCGUGUGUGUGACAACCUGCAAGCUUGUGACCUGGACGCAUCCUGUUUACAUUCCCUUGGAUUACAGAUAAGGAUUAAGAUACACAUCACUCACAUACUACCUGGGUAGUGAUUCAAAAGGCCUUCUUGUUUUUUCAUUUUUCUUUAUUUAUUGAUCUAUACAGAGUACGUACGAGGAUCCAUAUUUUUUUCUACUUUCCUUCCCAUCCUUUGUGGAUUUGAAAGACACUUAUUGCACUUUGAACUUUGAGUUUGAACAUAAAGGUAAAACGUUGAACUUUGGGUUCAAAACAAACAUUGAACUUUGGGACUGAAUUUUAUUAUAUGUUAUUGUACAUUGGAUAACUGGUUGAUCAUACGUUUUGUGACUGACUAAGGGUUUUACAUUUCCUAUUGUGUGUUACAAUAAAUGUUACUUCGGUUUCUUUCUAAAUUCUGGUCGUUGCCAAUUCUCUCCUUAUAGUCGAACUUAGCUUUGAUGACUUAGGUAAAAUAGUAACCGUAUAUAUAUAUAUGGUGUUAAGUUAGAAGUGUUACAUCUCUUUUUCGUGGCGAGCCAGCCAGGAGAGUUUUGAGCACGACCCCGACCGUUAGAUCAACAUUUUCUAGCGUUCUCUAAACAUUACGUGAAGUCACUUUCCUUUUUUUGUUUUUUUGUCACGUUAAAAAGAAAAAACUUGAGACAUGGAUUUUGAGCAGAGGUAUGGUGUUAAGCGGGAACGUUCCGUCGCCCUAAUUGGUAUUAAUCACACUGAUACUGAUGCAGACAUCACUGAAACUUUAGAGAAAUACGGUAAAGUAGCUCAAAUAGUGAGAUUACCAAGCAGAGUAGAUGGUAAAUGUCCCGCCAUUGUUGAAUUUGAAUCUGACGCUGCAAGUGCUUCCAUCGAGCCCCACUUACCUUCUAGCAUACAGAAUAUCACCGAACCCACUGUAACAUGGCACAUAAAUAGUGUCGAAGCCCUCAUGCUGACAGUUCAUGACUCUAGCGACUCUAGUGACUCUAGCGACACCAGCGACCUAGAUGAUGGUAGUGACGCUGACUCCGUCCAUAGCUCCACUCCCCUCAUAACUAGAUGUAGAAAGACCCCCACACCUACGAAACCCUACUUAGAGACACCUAAGCAGACUAAGAAAAAACCCUGUGUUAUGGCCAAGCAGAGUGACAUGCCCCCUGCAUCUGAGGAGCUGGAAGAAAAUAUGUUGAACCCGCCAGAGGUGAGACGCAUCGUCGUUGAACAUGUGAUAAAGAACAAUGCCCCCCAACCUCAGAAUCAGUCCAAGUGGUUGCGCUCCUUCUCAGGCAGCGUGCCAAAGCCACCAGGCGAAGCUGACUUUGAAACAUGGCUGCUCCAUGUGGAACUGAUGUCCCAUGACCAAACUCCCAUCGAGGUGCAGAGGAGGAAAAUUCUGGAAAGCUUGCUUCCCCCAGCGUCAGAUGUUGUGAGGCAGCUAGGUUCGUCUGCCCACCCUAGAGACUACACUAGGCUUUUGGAGUCUGCUUAUGGCAUCGUUGAAGAUGGCGAAGAGAUUUUUGCCAAGUUUCUCAAUACGAACCAAGACCCUGGAGAAAAGGCUUCCAGCUACCUGCAGAGGUUGCAAACUCUGCUGGGCGCUGCUGUGAAAAGAGGCGGAGCCAAGGCAUCCGCUGUCAACCGCCACCUGAUGAAGCAGUUCAAGCGUGGCUGCUGGGACCAUGACCUUGUCCUGAAGCUAGAGCUGAAAAGUGGAAAGUCCCUCGAUUACGCUGACUUCCUGCUGCAAUUAAGAACUGGGGAAGACAAGAGAACAGCCAAGCUUGAGCGCAUGAACCGCCAUUUGGGGUCAUCCAAAACCAAAACCUCAAUGAACACUCAAAGUGUGGUGAACACCGCCUGCGUCUCUGAAUACAAUGCCAAUACACUACAAGCAUACAUACUGGAGACCGAGAAUCUCAGGAAACAAGUCGCUGCUCUGCAAAUGCAGCUUGACUCAAAGAAACAUAGAACAGAAAAGAAACAAAGACCUGUAGUCCCUCAGUCUGCCCUGAAUCGACCCACAAUCCGAGCAGAGGCUCAAGUCCACAGAGCAACUUCUCCGGUUGCACCCAGACCUCAGCCCAAGGCCUGGUUUUGUUUUCGUUGCGGAGGUGAUGGCCACAUAGCCAAAGCUUGUGGAAACCCCUUGAACAAAGCUGCUGUCGACCUCAAGUACAAAGAACUGAAGGUGAAGCAGGACGAAUGGGCGGCUAAGUAUGGUUUUCAUUUAAACUGA
Molecule: messenger RNA, 2627 nt
Organism: Trichomycterus rosablanca
Lineage: Eukaryota; Metazoa; Chordata; Actinopteri; Siluriformes; Trichomycteridae
Product: paraneoplastic antigen Ma3 homolog
Exons: 2
Coding region: 1059-2627 (522 amino acids)
Molecular function (GO): nucleic acid binding; zinc ion binding
Source: RefSeq, a predicted model, not a curated record